AUGCCUAAAAGAACGAUAUCACAAGCAGAAUUAGAAGAAUCAGGAGUAUUCGAGUCAGAUUCAGAAGAAUCGGAAUAUGAACCUACUAGACAUUAUGAUAAUGAAUUUCAAGACGUUGAGAAUCAAGUGAUACGGUACGUCAUGGGCAGAGAAUUGAAAAGUCAGAUUAUUAGAAGAGAACACAUCACACAACUAUAUUCGAACCGCCGAAUUAACUAUGAUGCAUUGAUGACUAGGGUGAAACAUACUUUAAAGGAUGUGUACGGGCUUACACUAGUAGUUGUGCCACCAAAAGGAGCAGACAAGAAGAAUAAGUCAAGCCAGAGUAAUGGGAAACAGCAAUUGAUGUUAACGAAUUGCUUGAGUCCUGAGGGCCGCGGUGUGUUACAGGAAAUUUGGCUUACGGAUAGCGAAGCUGGAGUACCAAACAACAGAAAUAGUGGUGACAAUCAGUACUUUUUACCCAAGUACAAUAAGACGUCGAGUUUGGGAUCUAAUGUUGACAUGGUUAAAACAGGAGUGACGUUAUUAAUCAUGUCGCUCCUCAUAAUAUCAGAGAAUCACAUCUCGGAAUACGAAUUGGGUAAUGGCCUAAAGCGCUUUGGCCUAUCCGACCAACCUAAUUCUAAAAACUCUAGUUUCAAUGCCAGUUUACCCGACCUCAUCAGUGAACUCGUCAAAAGGGAAUAUUUAGAUAAAGAAAUACAGAAGGAUUCCAAUAAUGUCGAAAAUAUCGACUAUAAAUUAGGAAGACGUUGUCUAGUCGAGUUUACACCACUCUCGGUGUUUGAAUAUAUCAAAGCCGUUUACGGAGAUGACUUUGACAUCGAUACCGAAAAAAAAGCGUUGUCAACAAUAGAAAAGGCGUAUGGUAUAUCAUUAGAUGUGACACCGGCUCUGGUACCUGAACAAACCCCUACUCAAGAACUAGAUAAUCAAGAUCUGAACCCCGUAAAUGAACCAGACGCCAGAGACUCAUCAUGA
This is a messenger RNA of Debaryomyces tyrocola, 984 nucleotides long. The record is from the annotation of a GenBank genome assembly. NCBI's taxonomy places the organism in Eukaryota, Fungi, Ascomycota, Pichiomycetes, Serinales, Debaryomycetaceae.